UAAGAAAAUCCUCUAGUCACGGGGCAUCGCGUUCUCCUCAGCCUUUCCCUCCGAGAUCCACAGCAUGAACUGCCAGAACGAAGCCAACGAAGACGACUACCACGCCCACGAGCACGGCCACGGCCAUGGGCACGGCCACGAUCACGACCACGAUCACGACCACGAUGCCGAGGACUUGGGGUUCGCCGACUCCCUCUACAGCAAGAUCCUGGUGGACAACACGACGUGUCUGAACGAGGCCGAGCCCAACUCCAUCCACGGGGUCUUCAAGCCGCACCACCUGCGCCUCGACACGCAAAAGUUUGUUGAGAGCGACUGCGACGAGGAGCUGCUUAUCCACGUGCCUUUCAAUGGCAUGGUCAAGCUCAAGUCAAUUCUGCUGUGGGGCGGAGCCGGCGAGUCAGCGCCCAAGCACAUGAAGGUGUUUGCCAACAGAGACGACCUCGACUUUGACAAUGUCAAUGACACGACGUGCACGCAGGCGUGGGAUCUGGUGGAGGGUGCGCGCCAGCCGGUCGAGUAUCCGACGAGGAUUGCAAAGUUCAAUAGUGUGCGGUCGCUAGCCAUCUUCCUGCCAAGCAACUUUGGCGCCGACGAGACGACAGUCUACUACCUGGGGUUCCGCGGCGAGUGGACGGAGCUGAAGGAGAACCCGCUGAUCACGGUGUAUGAGCUCAGGCCGAAUGUGGCCGACCACAAGACGCCUGCGGAUGAGCUGGUGGGCCACAACUCUGUUUUGUAAAGGGGGACGAUCCUGCCCCUAGUAAUAAAUUUCUUUCUCGCAUUCAGUGGUUGUUUUCGGAAAUAGGUUCGCGG
Messenger RNA from Linderina pennispora, 816 nucleotides. RefSeq names its product DUF1000-domain-containing protein. The transcript has 2 exons. Gene Ontology annotation, cellular component: nucleus. The record is from RefSeq and is a predicted model, not a curated record. Bases 65 to 742 code for a protein of 225 amino acids. NCBI's taxonomy places the organism in Eukaryota, Fungi, Kickxellomycota, Kickxellomycetes, Kickxellales, Kickxellaceae.